GGGUUAAACGGAGCUGAUUUCUCCUUGUUUUUCUCUGGACCUGAAGAGAAGAAUCCAGUUCGAAAUCCCUCCUACAUUUGCAAGGCAGGUAAGAAACAGAACAAGCAGUGUUCAAAGGAGCCCUCUCUUCUGUCACUGAAAGGAACCAAGUGUGAAUAAUAAUAAUAAUAAUAGCAAUAACAUUUGAACGGCAGAGCUGGCAUCGGACCCCUUUGUAAAAUGAGUCUAGUUCCUCUCAAAGAGGCACAUUGGAGAAUCAAACCCAACUUCUGAUUUCACAGCCGGAGACGUAUACCACUCAGGUCCCAGCACUCUAGUGAAACUUUAAAAGGAAAAAAAUUAGACACCCAAACAGAGAAAUACAGCAAAAGGGAAGACAAAAAGGGGGGGACGAAUCAGAGUCUGAUGUUAACGAGCUCCUGUCUUCCUGGAAAAAAAAACUGAAGAAAAAAGCAGGAGAAAGUGACCCAUGAACAGAAAAACAUUCAAGUGUACUUCAUAUUUAAAGAGACAAGACAGAGUCCACCCAUAGGAAAAACCAAAUCAUUGCAUGGAACAUGGAAAAAAGUGUCACUAUGAACAAUGAAUAUAUUUCACCUGAAAAAGAUGUGAGAUGGAAAAAACAAUAUAAAUGUCUGGAAUCUGGAAACAGCUUCAGUCAGAGCAGUUCUCUCAGUUCCCAUCGAAGAACUCACACAGGAGAGAAGCCACAUAAAUGCAUAGAAUGUGGAAAGAGCUUUGGUGAUAGCAGUCAGCUCAGAAGACAUCUAAGAACUCACACAGGGGAGAAACCAUAUCAAUGCAUGGAUUGUGGAAGGAGAUUCAGUUACAGUGGCAACCUUAGUUCCCAUCAACGAACUCACACAAGGGAGAAACCAUAUAAAUGCAUGGAUUGUGGAAAGAGCUUCAGUUACAGCAGCAGCUUUAGUUGUCAUCAAAGAACUCACACAGGGGAGAAACUAUAUCAAUGCAUGGAAUGCAGAAAGACCUUCAAGUGCAACCGUAACCUUAUUUUACAUCUAAGAAUUCACACAGGGGAGAAACCAUAUAAAUGCAUGGAAUGUGGAAACACCUUCAGUCAGAGCAGUGCUCUCAGUUCACAUCAAAGAACUCACACAGGGGAGAAACCAUAUAAAUGUAUGGAUUGUGGAAGGAGAUUCAGUUACAGUGGCAGCCUUAGAUCCCAUCUAAGAACUCACACAGGGGAGAAACCAUAUAAAUGCAUGGAAUGUGGGAAGAGUUUCAGUAUCAGCAGUACCCUUCAUUUACAUCAAAGAAUUCACACAGGGGAGAAACCAUAUAAAUGCAUCGAAUGUGGAAAGAGCUUUGGUAAUAGCAGUAGACUCAGAACACAUCAAAGAAUUCACACAGAUGAGAAACCAUAUAAAUGCAUGGAAUGUGGAAAGACCUUCAAGCAAAAAAGUACCUUUCAUUUACAUCAAAUAAUUCAUACAGGGGAGAAACCAUAUAAAUGCAUCGAAUGUGGGAAGAGCUUUGGUAAUAGCAAUAGACUCAGAAGACAUCAAAGAAUUCACACAGAUGAGAAACCAUAUCAAUGCAUGGAAUGUGGAAAGACCUUCAAGCAAAAAAGUACCUUUCAUUUACAUCAAAUAAUUCAUACAGGGGAGAAACCAUAUAAAUGCAUUGAAUGUGGAAAGAACUUCAGUGAAAACAGUACCCUUUGUUUACAUCAACAAACUCACACAGGACUGAAACCGUAUAAAUGCAUGGAAUGUGGAAAGAGCUUUGGUAAUAGCAGUGGACUCAGAACACAUCAAACAAUUCACUCAGGGGAGAAACCAUAUAAAUGCAUGGAAUGUGGAAGGAGCUUCAGACAGGGCAGCAACCUUAGUUCCCAUCAAAGAACUCAUACAGGGGAGAAACCAUAUAAAUGCAUGGAAUGUGGAAACACCUUCAGUCAGAGCAGUACCCUUAGUUCACAUCAAAAAACUCACACAGGAGAGAAACCAUAUAAAUGCAUGGGAUGUGGGAAGAGUUUCAUUAACAACAGUAGUCUUAGUUCCCAUCAAAGAAUUCACACAGGGGAGAAACCACAUAAAUGCAUUGAAUGUGGAAAGAGCUUCAGUCGAAGCAGUACCCUUCGUUUACAUCAAAGAACUCACACAGGGGAGAAACCAUAUAAAUGCAUGGAAUGUGGGAAGAGCUUCAGUAGCAACAGUAGCCUUCGUUUACAUCAAAGAAUUCACACAGGGGAGAAACCAUAUAUAUGCAUGGAAUGUGGAAAGAGCUUCAGUGACAGCAGUAAUCUCAGUAAACAUCAAAGAACUCACAUCUUGUAUAGAAACCUUGUAAAUGCAUAGAAUACAGUCAAGCUUCACUCAGAACUGUCACCUAAGUUUAUAUUUAAAAAUUGAAACAGGAAAUCAUCUUACUUCAUUUGAGAGAGGAGAUCCAGGCAAAAAACAUAAGUGACUUGGAAUCUGGAAGAGCUUCGGUGACAGGAGCAGUGUUACUUCACAUCAAAGAACUGGCAUUUAAAUGAAGGGAAUCUUCAUUCACAAAGAUAGCCAUUAGUGAAUUUGUUAAUGCAAGAAUGCAGAAAAUUCAGCAGAGUUAGCAGAAUAAAGUCCAGUCCAGGCAGUCCAAAAGAAUCACACACACGCAGGCAGCUUCACCAACACCAGUGUGUAUUUAUAGGCUAUAUACAGCAGUGCAGUCUGGCAACAUAACAGCAUAACACUCAUCAGAACAGGAGGAAGUACAUCUAUGGUAAUAGUGAUAAUUUUAUGAAACAUCAGAAGCACAACUGUUUUCUUUCCCUCAGUGGAAGAUGCCAAUCUCUAAAUAUAUGGAAUAUGGGAUGGCUUUGGGUGAAGGAAAAAAAUUUAAUCAAAAGAAUAAUAUGAGAUAGAAUCUCAGUUGAUUUAUGCUAAUAUGACCUUCCCUUUCCUCUUUCAAGGGAAGCCAAACUUUUAAUCUAGAUGGGAAAUAUGUGAUCUUCUGUUUGAGAGGUGACACCUUCUGGCACAGAAUUAUUUUUUUGAAAAAGGAAGAAAGAGAAAAUAUUUCUGAAAAUCUAUCUUAGUUAUUUAAAAAUAGAUGUUAGGACAAUAAGCUUGUAUAUCUGGAGUCACUGUCUUCAUUAAAAAAUGGUGGAAUUCCUGUUCAGCUCAGUUUAAUUCACGACAGGGUUUACACCCAAGGAGUCUCACUGCAGAAGUACCUUGUGGUGAACUAUACAAUUUGAUUGCCCAAUGAGCUGGCCCCAAACUGCACACCAAACACCCAGUUGAAUUUGCUGCUGUGCCCAUGGCACUGCCUCUUGGAUAUGACUUUUAUUUCUGUUCAACUCACUACAGCUCCAAGUUCUGCAGGCCUGGCUAUACAACAGGAUUUGGACCUGUGAAUGGGUGAAUCGCCCGCCUCAGUGAUAAUUAGACAACAGGGAGUAGGAUUAGUACUAAAGCUGAGAUGCAGAAAUUGGUUGAAGAGAAUGAUCUAAAACAUGUCCAUCACUGAGAGGUCUGAUUGGACACGAGGCAAAGCGAGUUAGAGGCAGAAAAAGUGAGAAAUGGCCACUUACAGUGGUGGCUCGCAUAGCGAUCGCUCCGUUGAGCGAUGAAAUCGCUUAGUG
Molecule: messenger RNA, 3595 nt
Organism: Pogona vitticeps (central bearded dragon)
Lineage: Eukaryota; Metazoa; Chordata; Lepidosauria; Squamata; Agamidae
Biological process (GO): regulation of immune system process; regulation of cytokine production; negative regulation of transcription by RNA polymerase II
Cellular component (GO): nucleoplasm
Molecular function (GO): RNA polymerase II cis-regulatory region sequence-specific DNA binding; DNA-binding transcription repressor activity, RNA polymerase II-specific
Source: RefSeq, a predicted model, not a curated record